AUGCCUGAUAAGAGAAGAAGAGAUGAGAGUCCUCUUGUGAGACAGGACUCGACAAAGCAGCCUACGAGCUCGGUUCUUAAGAAUACUGCAGAGGUUUCUUUCCCCAGAGGUGGUGGAUCUGCACUAACUCCAUUGGAGUUGAAGAAGGUGGCAAACGAAGCCGCUAGCGAAGUUCUGUUCGGUGAUAACGGUGGUGAUUCAGAGGAAGUGAGUAGCAGACCCGCCAAAAAGAAGAAGACGACUACGAAACCUCAAGCGACUAGCGCUGAAGGAACCAAUGCUGUUGCUGCUGCUGCUGCCGAUGAUGAAACUUUCAACGUAGUAGAACAUAUGAGUUUCAAGACUUUAAAGCCUAAUUCAUACCUUUUGGGUCAAGUAUCUUCGAUUAAUAAGAAUGAUCUAACAGUUUCGUUCACAGAUGGUAUUUCAGGAUUCGUUACAAUGACCCACAUUUCAGAACAAUUUACAUCCAUCUUGGAACAGUUAGAUGAUAAAAUGGAUGCUAGUGAUCAUGAAGAAGAUAGUGAUCACGAUCAUUCAGACGACGAAGAUGAAGCAGAAGCUCGAAAAUCAAAGGAACUACCAGAUUUGAACCAAUACUUUCAAUUGGGACAAUGGUUAAGAUGUCGCGUUACUAUAAAUUCCGCCAUGGAUUCUGGAAGGAAGAAGAAAGACAAGAAAAGAAUAGAAUUGUCAUUGGAACCUUCUGAAGUCAACAGUUUUAGUGAAGAAGAUUUGGAUAAAUAUUCUGCGGUCCAAUGUUCAGUUAAAAGUAUGGAAGACCAUGGUGCUAUUUUAGAUUUAGGUAUCGAGGGCCUAACUGGAUUCGUCUCUAAGAAGGAUAUACCGCAAGGUUGGCAGUGUUUACCAGGAUCUGUGUUCUUAGCAAAUGUUGUCAAGAAAUCAAGUAGAACUGUUAAUGUUAAUUUUGAUUUUAGAUCUAAGAGUAACAAGAUAACACAGAUUUCUUCGAUAGAUGUGGUAGUUCCAGGUCAAGUGGUCGAUUUCAUGUGCCAAAAGAUCACAGAACAAGGUGUUCUUGGUAAGGUCUUUGGUAUGUUACCAGGAUUUUUGGGAAUAAAUCAAUCACGUAUUUUCAAGCAAGAGGCUCUAAGGCACACUUUUGCCAUUGGUUCCAAUAUCAAGUGUCGUAUCAUUGCUCAAUUGCCAUCUAAAUCAGAUGAAAAGACUCUAAUUUUAUCGAUUCUACCUAACAUCUUGUCUUUAGAAUCUAAAUGGUCUAAAGAUGAAGCUCUAGAUGCGUUCCCAGUCGGUCACAUUUGUCAAAAUUGUGAAGUUUUAGGUCGCGAUUCUGAAUAUAUUUAUUUGGCAUUAGACGAUGAGAGGUUCGGUCAAGUGCACUUAUCCAAGGCAGGUGAACUAGUGGAAUCCUCAAAAAAUAGAUCCGACGCUAGAGUGCUCGGCUACAAUGGUGUCGAUAAACUGUAUCAAUUAGGUACCGAUCCAAAACUUUUAGAACUAAGAUAUCUGAGGGCAGAAGACAUACCGGCAGGUGAAUUAGUUACUGGUUGUGAAAUUGUUACUGUCUCGUCCAAGGGUAUAGAGUUGAGACUAUUUGGCAGUCAAUUUAAGGCAUUUGUACCACUUCUCCAUAUCUCUGAUAUUAGACUGGUGUAUCCUGAAAGAAAGUUCAAAAUUGGCUCAAAAGUCAAGUGUAGAGUUUUGAGUGUCGAUGCCAGAGGCCGCAUUUUUGCGACUUUAAAGAAAUCUCUAGUUGGUCUUGAUGAAGAAAAUACAAAAGUUAUCAGCUCCUAUGAUUCAGCUAAUGCAUUGAAAAGUGCUAAUGAAGUUACUAUAGCUACAGUGCAACAAUUCCAUACUAAAGGUUGUUUCUUAACCUUCUUUGGUAAGUUAAAGGGAUUUUUACCUAAUGCUGAAAUAUCAGAAGUUUUCGUAAGAAGACCUCAAGAUCAUCUAAGAUUAGGCCAAACAGUAUCAGUCAAAUUAAUCGAAGUAGAUGAAGAAAGAUCCAGGAUCAUCGCAACUUGUAAAAUUUCCAACGAUCUUGCUGCACAACAGAAGGAAUCCAUUGAAGAAAUGAUUCCUGGUAGAACUUUGGUUGAUGUUACUGUUGCAGAGAAGACUAAAGAUUCUUUGGUGGUCGAACUGAAAGACCUAAGUUUACGUGGUGUGAUAUACGUUGGUCAUCUUUCAGAUGCUAGAAUCGAACAAAACAGAGCCUCUUUGAAAAAAAUCAAGAUUGGUUCUGAACUGAAGGGUUUGGUUAUCGAUAAGGAUGUUAGGACCCAUGUCUUCAAUAUGUCAUUGAAGGAAUCUCUCAUCAAGGACGCUAAGGAAGAUUUAUUACCUAUCAACUAUCAAGAUGUUAAAUCCAAGGUACCCACGACCCCAAUGCAUGGUUACAUCAAAUCAAUCUCUGAGAAGGGUCUCUUUGUGGCAUUUAAUGGUAAGUUUGUGGGUUUGGUACUCCCAAGUUAUGCAGUGGAAAGCAGAGAUGUUGACAUUAGCAAAACAUUUUAUGUGAAUCAAUCUGUGACAGCAUACUUGUUAAGAACAGAUGACGAACAUGAAAGAUUUUUGUUGUCAUUGAAAGAACCAAAGAAUGCUUCGAAUGGCAAGAAAUCCGAUGCUGAGAUCGUUAAUCCUGUAGAUGAAAAUAUCAAAACUUCAGAAGAUUUUACCUUGGGUAGGAUUGUCAAAGGUAAGGUUAAAGCUGUUAAGAAGAACCAACUCAAUAUUAUUUUAGCUGAUAACAUAUUUGGUAGAGUCGACGUGGCAGAAGUUUUCGAUCACAUCGAGGAUAUCAAUGAUCCAAAACAACCCUUGGCCAAUUUCAAAAAGGGUGAUGUUAUCGAUGUACGUAUUAUCGGUAACCACGAUGUCAAGAGUCACAAGUUCUUGCCGAUCACACACCAAGUCGGAAAAGGCACUGUUCUCGAGUUGACUGUAAAGCCUUCUAAGUUGAAAGGUAACGAAUUCAAAGCUAAAGACAUUGAAGACGUUAAAGUCGAUGAAGAAGUUCUUGGAUUCAUAAACAACCAUCUCAACAACAGCUUGUGGUUAACCGUGUCUCCACGCCUCAAAGCCAAAGUAUCUGCUCUGGACCUUGUGGAUGAUGGUGCCGAAUUAUCUGAUAAUCUUGAAGACAGUUUCCCACUUGGAACAGCUUUCAAAAUUAGAGUAACCGGCAUCGAUAAAGAACAUGCAACCAUUACAGCUACAGGUAGAUCCCAUUCCAUUAACAAUAUCAAGGACGCUCAACCAGGUACAAAGGUCCCAGCCCGUAUUCUGAAGGUGAACGAGAAGUAUGUCUUGUUGGACUUAGGUAGUGGUGUUAAGGGUAUUUCCUUUGCUACUGACGCUUUGGAUGAUUUCUCUAUUCCAUUGCCAGAGGCCUUCAAGGACAAGCAGAAUCAAAUCGUGUCAGCCACUGUUCUUUUGGUAGAUGAAGAGAAUUCAAGAAUCAAGCUCUCUUUACGCUCUCCAGCUGCCAAGACCCAUGCCAUUAGCUCUCAUGAAGAUCUAAAGAAAGGUGCUAUUGUUCAAGCCUUGGUUAAAGGUACGACUGAUAAAGGUGUUUUUGUUUAUUUGAGUUCAAAUCUGGAGGCAUUUGUUCCAGUUAGUAAGCUUUCGGACUCUUACAUCAAGGAAUGGAAGAAAUUUUACCAACCAAUGCAACAUGUCGUCGGUAAGGUUGUGAAUUGUGAUGACGACUCCCGUAUCUUGUUGACUUUGAGGGAAUCCGAAGUCAAUGGUGAUUUGAAGAUUUUGAAAGGUUAUGAUGAUAUCAAAGUCGGCGAUAUCUUCAAUGGGCAUGUUAAAAAUGUCACUGACUUUGGUGUGUUUGUUAAGUUAGAUGAUACUGUCAACCUCACUGGUCUUGCUCAUCGUACUGAAAUUGCUGAUGAAGCUCCUCAGGAUUUAAACUCUCUGUUUGGUGUUGGUGAUAGGGUUAAGGCUUACAUUACCAAGGUCAAUGCAGAAAAGAGAAAGAUCUCUUUAAGUUUGAAGGCAUCUCGUUUCUCUAAAGAAGAAGAUGUGAACAAUGCAGUUAGUGAGGCAAAUGAAGCUUCUGAAAGUGAAGACGAAGUCAUGGAAGGUGUUGACUAUAACCACAGUGAAUCGGAGGCUGAGCCUGAAGAAGAAGAUGAAGAACCUAAAAAGCCAAAGGUCUCCUCCGAUGGAUUAAGUUUAAGUGCCGAUUUCGACUGGACAGCCAGUAUUUUAGAUCAAACACAACCAGACGAAGAAUCAGAAGACGAAGAUGAAGAUUUCACGAAGUCUAACAAAUCCAAACGCCAAAGGAACAAGAAUAAGAUCGUUGAAGACAAAACUAUCGAAAUCAAUACUAGAGCACCAGAAUCUGUUGGUGAUUUCGAGCGUUUAAUUCUUGGUGAUCCAAACUCUUCAGUUGUUUGGAUGAACUAUAUGGCAUUUCAAUUGCAGUUGAGUGAAGUGGAUAAAGCAAGAGAAAUUGCGGAACGUGCAUUGAAGACAAUCAAUUUUAGGGAAGAACUCGAAAAAUUAAAUAUCUGGGUUGCUCUUCUCAACUUGGAAAACACAUUUGGUACCGAUGAGACUUUGAAUGAUAUUUUUAAGAGAGCUUGUCAAUACAUGGAUUCCUUCACUAUUCACAACAAGCUAUUAAGCAUUUAUCAAAUGAGUGAGAAAUUUGAUGAAGCCGCUGAUUUAUUCAAGGCUACUGCUAAGAAAUUCGGCUCUGAAAAGGUAUCCAUUUGGGUAUCUUGGGGAGAAUUCCUAAUUUCUCAAAACCAACCUGAAGAGGCUCGUGCAAUUUUGACGAGAGCUUUGCAAAUCUUGGCUAAGCGUAACCACAUUGAUGUUGUGAGAAAAUUCGCACAACUAGAAUUUAAUAAGGGUGAGCCAGAAAGAGGUCGUUCAUUAUUUGAAGGUUUGAUUGCUGAUGUUCCUAAGAGAAUUGAUUUGUGGAACGUGUAUUUGGAUCAAGAAAUGAAGACAGGUGAUAAGAAGAAAGUCGAGGAUUUAUUUGAACGUAUUGUUGUCAAAAAACUCACAAGAAAACAAGCUAAAUUCUUCUUUAAUAAGUGGUUACAAUUUGAGGAAACGCAGAACGAUAGUAAAGCUGAAGAGUACGUUAAGGCUAAGGCUAUCGAAUAUGCUGAAAAUCAUCCAAAGGCUAACGAAGAUUAG
Molecule: messenger RNA, 5154 nt
Organism: Zygosaccharomyces rouxii
Lineage: Eukaryota; Fungi; Ascomycota; Saccharomycetes; Saccharomycetales; Saccharomycetaceae
Gene: RRP5
Product: Rrp5p
Exons: 1
Coding region: 1-5154 (1717 amino acids)
Biological process (GO): rRNA processing
Cellular component (GO): nucleolus; small-subunit processome
Molecular function (GO): protein binding; RNA binding
Source: RefSeq, a predicted model, not a curated record